AUGAAUGUUCCUAGGUUAUACAUGUAUAGGUGUGUGUGUGUGUGUAUGUGUAACAUUGUUUAGCAGUUGGAGUUAAAUGUUAAUUAUGGCUGUAGCAAUUAGGAAUACCAUAGGCAGCCACUGUCUUAAAAACUCAGGUUCACUAUUAUGGGCAGUUUCCUCGAAGCGUGUUCGAAGCGAUUUCUCCCAGGAACCCAUUGGUCCCAAGGUUGUCACGCAAGUUCCUGGGCCCGAGUCCCUUCAACUGUUGACGCAACUUGAUCAAAUUCAGAACACGGAUGCCGUGGCUUUUUUCGCGGACUAUGACAAAAGUUGUGGGAACUACAUCGUAGACGCCGACGGCAACGUCAUGCUUGACAUGUUCACCCAGAUGGCGUCCAUUCCUGUUGGUUACAAUCAUCCAAAGCUAAAAGAAGUAAUGAGUAAAAAAGAAAAUUGGACCACCUUCGUCAACAGACCGGCGUUGGGUGUCUCUCCCCCGGGCGACUGGACAGAACUCCUCAAUGGACAACUUUUAUCAGUGGCACCUUUAGGCAUGAAACAGGUACAGACAAUGGCAUGCGGUUCGUGCACGAUAGAAAACGGACUGAAAGCCAUGUUCAUAGCCCAUGAGAGGAGGCGGAGAGGGGGAGCGCCACCUACACCGGAGGAGAUGUCCUCCUGCAUGUGUAAUCUUCCGCCAGGGAGCGCUGACAUCACCAUCUUGUCUUUCACUGGGGCCUCUCACGGGUGGACCCUAGGGGCACAGGCAGCCAGCCAUGCCAGCUGGCAGCAGAAGCUGGACUUGCGGAGCAUGAAGUGGCCAGUGGUUGACUUUCCGUGUUUGAAAUAUCCUCUAGAAGAACACGAAAGAGAAAAUCGACUAGAGGAGGGACGAUCCCUCAGCGAGGUAGCUGACAAGAUAGAGCGAUAUAAAAAAGAUGGCCGCCCUGUGGCAGGAUGCUGCGUGGAACCUGUUCAAUCAGCAGGGGGAGAUAACCACGCCAGUCCGUGGUUCUUCCAGCAACUACAGCAAAUAUGCAAAGAAAAUGGUGUAGCUCUUUUGAUGGACGAAAUCCAGACGGGAUGUGGAUCCACGGGAAAGUUUUGGGCCCACGAAUAUUUCCAUCUCCCGGAGCCUCCGGAUAUCGUUGCUUUCGGUAAAAAGAUGAUGACUGGCGGGUUCUACUACAGAGAGGAAAUGAGACCUCAGGAGCCUUUCCGAAUAUUUAACACGUGGGUCGGUGAUCCCUCCAAGAUCGUGUUGCUGCGAGCUGUACUAAGUACCAUCAGAGAUGAACACCUUUUGGACUUGGUAUCAGACACCGGGGGCCACCUGUUGAAGGGGCUACGGGAACUAGAGCUCAAAUAUCCCUUUUAUGCUAGUAACGCGCGUGGACUCGGAACUCUCUGUUCUUUGGAUUUUCCAAACACUUCCGAGAGAGACCAAAUGAUCAUCGGUUUGCGGAACAGAGGUGUCAAUACAGGUCCAGGUGGCGAGAGAUCCCUCAGACUUCGGCCGUCCUUGACCUUCACUAAAGGUCACGCUGACAUAUUUUUAGAAAUUUUGGAAUCAACAAUACAAAACAAUUGCAAUUUAUGAAUAAAGCUCAAUUUUGCUACGUUG
Messenger RNA from Magallana angulata, 1606 nucleotides. RefSeq names its product 4-aminobutyrate aminotransferase, mitochondrial-like. The coding region runs from base 77 to 1582 and encodes 501 amino acids. Gene Ontology annotation, biological process: GABA catabolic process. Gene Ontology annotation, cellular component: mitochondrion. Lineage: Eukaryota; Metazoa; Mollusca; Bivalvia; Ostreida; Ostreidae. The record is from RefSeq and is a predicted model, not a curated record. The transcript is spliced from 13 exons. Gene Ontology annotation, molecular function: pyridoxal phosphate binding.